AUGGAAGUGCAGCCGGAGGCCCAUAUCCUGAAUAUGCCCGGCCUCGCUGCCCUCAUGUCUCUAUUGCCGCUCCUCGUUGCAGGCUUGGUCGUGGCUGAAUGCAUGCGCCAGCUUCUGAUCUCUGUGGACGAGGGCAUGCGUCGGCGGCGAAGGCGAAUGGUUAUGGUAGAUGUCGCGCACGAUGCCGACGUUGAUGUUGCCUUGAGGCCGCGUAGGGGCCCAGCGGGUCUGCAUGGGGUCUGGAACGAGGGUGGCCGUGAGGAUGGGGAUCGGAACUGGAAUGGCAGGGGGAGAGGGCGUGUUCGUGUUGGUUUGGUGCCGGAUAUUUGA
Messenger RNA from Aspergillus mulundensis, 330 nucleotides. RefSeq lists its product as uncharacterized. The record is from RefSeq and is a predicted model, not a curated record. The coding region runs from base 1 to 330 and encodes 109 amino acids. NCBI's taxonomy places the organism in Eukaryota, Fungi, Ascomycota, Eurotiomycetes, Eurotiales, Aspergillaceae. The transcript has a single exon.